CGCCCCUCCCCGUGCGUCACGGAGCGCUUAAGAGGUGGGUCCCGCUCGCCCGGGGAGCCCCAGUGGCGGAGGCUGCGAAACUUGGGGGAGUGAACGAGAAGGACUGCGGGGCUCGCACGCGGGACCAAGCUGCGAUUCGGGACGCUGGUCCCGGGCAGGAGGAGCAGGACCCGGCUGGAGAUGCCCUGUAUCCAAGCCCAGUAUGGGACACCAGCACCAAGCCCAGGACCCUAUGACCACCUGGCAAGUGACCCCCUGACCCCUGAGCUCAGCAAGCCCACCAUGGACCUGGCCAGCCCCGAGGCAGCCCCUGCUGCCCCCACUGCCCUGCCCAGCUUCAGCACCUUCAUGGACGGCUACACAGGAGAGUUUGACACCUUCCUCUACCAGCUGCCGGGAACAGCCCAGCCAUGCUCUUCGGCUUCCUCCUCUGCCUCGUCCACAUCUUCAUCCUCGGCCACCUCUCCUGCCUCUGCUUCCUUCAAGUUCGAGGACUUCCAGGUGUACGGUUGCUACCCUGGCACCCUGAGCGGCCCACUAGAUGAGACCCUGUCCUCUAGUGGUUCUGACUACUAUGGCAGUCCCUGCUCAGCUCCGUCACCAUCUACACCCAGCUUCCAGCCUCCCCAGCUCUCUCCCUGGGAUGGCUCAUUUGGUCACUUCUCCCCCAGCCAGACUUAUGAAGGCCUGCGGGCAUGGACAGAGCAGCUGCCCAAGACUUCUGGGCCUCCACAGCCACCGGCCUUCUUUUCCUUCAGUCCCCCCACUGGUCCUGGCCCCAGCUUGGCCCAAAGUUCCCUGAAGUUAUACUCCUCGCAGGCCACCCACCAGCUGGGGGAGGGAGAGAGCUAUUCCCUGCCAGCUGCUUUUCCAGGCUUGGCACCCACUUCCCCGAACCUCGACAGCUCAGGGAUGCUGGAUGCACCCGUAACUUCAGCCAAGCCCCGGAGUGGCGUCCCAGGUGGAAGUGAGGGCCGCUGUGCUGUGUGUGGGGACAACGCCUCCUGCCAGCAUUACGGGGUCCGUACUUGUGAAGGCUGCAAGGGCUUCUUCAAGCGCACAGUGCAGAAAAGUGCCAAGUACAUCUGCCUGGCAAACAAGGACUGCCCUGUGGACAAGAGGCGGCGGAACCGCUGCCAAUUCUGCCGCUUCCAGAAGUGCCUGGCUGUGGGCAUGGUGAAGGAAGUUGUCCGGACAGACAGCCUGAAAGGCCGACGGGGCCGGCUACCUUCAAAACCUAAGCAGCCCCCAGAUGCCUCCCCUGCCAAUCUCCUUACCUCCCUGGUCCGGGCACACCUGGACUCUGGGCCCAGCACUGCCAAACUGGACUACUCCAAGUUCCAGGAGCUGGUGCUGCCCCGCUUUGGAAAGGAAGACGCCGGUGACGUACAGCAGUUCUAUGACCUGCUCUCUAGUUCCCUGGAGGUUAUCCGCAAAUGGGCUGAGAAGAUCCCUGGCUUUGCUGAGCUGUCCCCAGGUGACCAGGACCUGCUGCUGGAGUCAGCCUUCCUGGAGCUCUUCAUCCUCCGCCUGGCCUACCGGUCUAAGCCGGGUGAAGGGAAGCUCAUCUUCUGCUCAGGCCUCGUGCUGCACCGGUUGCAGUGUGCUCGUGGCUUCGGUGACUGGAUUGACAGCAUCCUGGCUUUCUCACGGUCCCUGCACAGCUUGGCUGUUGACGUCCCUGCCUUUGCCUGUCUCUCUGCUCUCGUCCUCAUCACUGGCAUGGUGGCACACAUACAUGUAAUCCCAGCACUUGAGAGGCUGAGACAGGAGGAUCGAAUAUUCCAGCUCAUCCUGGGCCGCCUAUGGAAUCUAACUUGGACCACCUAGUGAGACUCUGUCUCAAAAAAAUAAAAAUAAACUAAAAAUGAAAACUACAGAUCUCCCUGUUAAUUGUACAACGUACAGGAAAAUGCACACAUGAUGAAUGUUUAAAAACCACAUUUGUAUAACCAGCCCUUUGGUCAAGAAACAGAGCAUGACCAGCACCCCAGAAACUCUCCUCGUACCCCACUCCCAUUACUAUCUCUCUGAGAGGUAGCCACCACUGAUUUCCGACGGCACAAACUGGUCAUAUCUCUUGGUGACUUUGUUGUGUGUGAUUUGGCAGGAUGGGCUCUGGUGUUGAAUGGAGCGGUAUUCAGAUCUCCUAUUUUACAAAGAACCAGAACAUACCCCCCACCCCCAUUUCAUUCAAAUUGCAUGGGGGACCCAGCCCUACAGAACAGAAUCAGGAGUACUAAGGGCUGGAGAGGAAGUGCUGGGGUCUGAAGUCAGCUUUCCUUGUGCUAGCUGUAAAACAAGCUUGCUUGACUCCAGGCUUCCCUGGAACAGUCUGGAAAAACCCUGGCCUAACUAGGAAACCUAGGUUAUUUCAUUUUUGUGACCUUGGGCAAGUUAUUCAUGUUCACUGGGCCUGAGUGCCUCCCUUGGAGUAUGAGGAUCGAGUGUCCCUUAUGAUGAGGCUUGAAAAUGGACUGUGGGAACACACUCUGGCCAGAGCUUGGCGGCUGCACUUGUGGAGGCCUGGGGGAAGCUGGGUCUUCUGGUGGCUGGUCCUCGCU
Messenger RNA from Fukomys damarensis (Damara mole-rat), 2564 nucleotides. RefSeq names its product nuclear receptor subfamily 4 group A member 1 (gene Nr4a1). The transcript has 7 exons. The record is from RefSeq and is a predicted model, not a curated record. Gene Ontology annotation, cellular component: nucleus; transcription regulator complex. Gene Ontology annotation, molecular function: RNA polymerase II cis-regulatory region sequence-specific DNA binding; nuclear receptor activity; zinc ion binding. Lineage: Eukaryota; Metazoa; Chordata; Mammalia; Rodentia; Bathyergidae. Gene Ontology annotation, biological process: cellular response to corticotropin-releasing hormone stimulus; regulation of transcription by RNA polymerase II. The coding region runs from base 181 to 1830 and encodes 549 amino acids.